AGGAAUGUACUCUGGAGGCUACCAGCUGAAUGACAUUGAAAGUCCUGGACUUUGGAAAAUUGUGGCAAAGUUCCAGAGUAACCCACAGGAGAGCUUCUCAACCAAUUUUGAGGUCAAAGAAUAUGUCCUCCCCAGCUUUGAGGUUAAGCUCUCCUCCUCGACACAUUUCUUCUACGUGGACAGUGAGACUUUGGAGAUUGACAUUAAAGCCAGGUAUCUUUUUGGACAAGACGUAAAUGGGAACGCCUAUGUUGUGUUUGGGGUCAUGGACCAAGGCCAGAAGAAGAGCCUCCCUGCCUCUCUAUCUCGAGUGCCGAUUGAAAAAGGGGAAGGAAAAGUAGUGUUGAAGAGGGAACAAAUCACAGAAACCUUUCAGGAUGUCAAUCAGCUUGUGGGAAACUCCAUCUAUGUUUCUGUUAGCGUGCUGACAGAGGGCGGGAGUGAGAUGGUGGAGGCAGAGCUAAGAGGGAUCCAGAUCGUCACAUCUCCUUACACCAUCACGUUUAAAAGAACUCCAAAAUAUUUUAAACCUGGAAUGUCCUUUGAUGUGGUGGUUGAAGUUUUAUAUCCUGAUGGAAGCCCAGCAAACCAGAUCCCAGUGGUUGUAACUCCAGGACCUGUACAGGGAUCUACUGCAGCCAACGGCAUGGCAAGGCUGACCAUCAACACAAAAAGAAAUGCUGGACCGCUGGAAAUCUCUGCAAAGACUGAAGAUCCAGACAUUUCACCUAACAGACAAGCCAAAGCCACAAUGAAUGCCAACGAAUACUCUACUAACAGCAAGACUUACAUCCAUAUUGGUCUGGACUCGCCUGAGGCCAAAUUAGGUGACAAUCUGAAGAUCAACCUGAUUCUUAACAAGGAGCCAAGUGAAGGCAAACACAUCACUUAUCUGAUCACAAGCAAGGGCCAGCUGAUAAAAUUUGGACGUCACCAAACAGCAGGCCAACAACUGAUCUCCCUCAUAAUUCCCAUUACCCAAAAUAUGAUGCCAUCUUUUCGGAUCGUUGCCUUCUACCAUCCCAGCGAUGAUGAAGUGGUAUCAGAUUCAGUUUGGGUGGAUGUUGAAGAUUCAUGCAUGGGCUCGCUGAAAUUGGAGCCGGUGAGACGCGGCAUUGUCAACGAGCCCCGCACUAGUUUUGACCUAAAGGUCUCUGGAGAUCCAGGUGCCAAAGUGGGACUGGUGGCCGUAGACAAAGGCGUUUAUGUCCUAAACAACAAGCACCGACUCACACAGCAAAAAAUUUGGGAUGAGGUGGAGAAGUAUGACACUGGCUGCACUCCUGGUGGAGGGAAGGAUGGCUUGAGUGUGUUCUUUGAUGCUGGGCUGUUAUUUGAGUCCAGUACUGCAUCAGGAACAAUUUACAGACAAGAAGCAAAAUGCGCAGCACCAUCCAGGAGAAGACGGGCCUCAACCAUUAUGGAUGUCAGAACCACAUUAUUGAGUCAGUAUAAGGAAGAUCUACAGCGGGAAUGUUGUUUGGACGGCAUGAAGGACUCCCCAGUUUCGUACACAUGUGAGCGUCGCUCUGAGUACAUUCUGGAUGGUCAGGCUUGUGUGGAUGCUUUUGUCACCUGCUGCAAAGAAAUGGAAAAACAACAGCUGGAAAAGAGAGAGGAGAGCCUGACGCUGGCCCGCAGUGAGACAGAUGACAGCUACAUAGACAGCGAUCAAAUUGUUACUCGCAGCAAAUUCCCAGAAAGCUGGCUGUGGACCGAAAUUGUUUUGCCAGAAUGCCCCCAAAAUAAAUCCAAAUGUGACCCCACUUCAUUUGUAAAAAACGUGGCUCUGCCUGAUUCCAUCACAACGUGGGAGGUCACCGGCAUCAGCCUCUCAAGAACUCAUGGCAUCUGUGUGGGAGAGCCAUUGGAGGUAAUUGUUCGCAAGGAUUUCUUCAUAGACCUCCGGCUGCCGUACUCAGCUGUCCGUGGAGAGCAGCUGGAAGUGAAAGCCAUUCUGCACAACUACAGGCCAGUGAUCCUAACCGUUCGUAUAGAUCUAGCUGAGGAAAAGGACGUGUGCAGCGCAGCAUAUAAACGUGGGAAAUAUCGACAAGAGGUGAAAGUUGGCGCCAUGUCCACAAGAGCUGUUCCCUUCAUCAUUAUUCCCAUGAAGGAGGGGACUAUACCAAUUAAGGUCAAAGCUGCUGUCAAAAACACAUUCCUGGGUGAUGGAGUGGAGAAAGUCCUGCGGGUGGUUCCUCCAGGAGUUCUGGUUAAAGCUGCAGAAACUGUGACCUUGGAUCCAGCUCACAACGGGGAAAACGGUGAACAAGUGGAAAUUCUGAACAGCAACAUUCCUAAAAGUAAUUUGAUUCCAAACUCACCUACAAGCACGCAUAUCUCAGUGACAGGCCGAGAACAAGUUUCUGAUCUGGUGGAAAAUGCCGUCAGUGGAAAGUCUAUGGGUACUCUGAUUUAUCAGCCCUCUGGUUGUGGAGAGCAGAACAUGAUCCACAUGACCCUACCUGUCAUUGCAACCACAUAUUUGGACAAAACCAACCAAUGGCAAGUCGUUGGUAUUCAGAAACGGGCUGAGGCCAUUCAGCACAUAAAAACAGGCUAUAACAACGAGCUAGCCUACCUAAAAAAUGACGGCUCUUUUGCUGUAUGGCCUAAUCAUGCAAGCAGCAUCUGGUUAACAGCGUAUGUUGUCAAAGUGUUUUCCAUGGCUUACAACCUGGUGGCCAUCAGAAAGGAGCACAUUUGUGACGCUGUGAAGUUCCUGAUCCUCAAAGCUCAGCUGCCCGAUGGCAUGUUCAAAGAAACUGGACAAAUUUACCAUGGAGAGAUGAUUGGGGAUGUUUCUGGCUCCGACUCUGAUGCCUCCAUGACAGCUUUCUGCCUUAUUGCCAUGCAGGAGUCACGCUUGAUUUGCUCUGCUGACAUCAGCGCCCUGCCAGGCAGCAUUAACAAGGCAGUUGCCUACCUGGAUAAGCGACUGCCCAGACUUCAGAAUCCUUACGCUGUUGCCAUGACAUCAUAUGCCCUGGCAAAUGAGGGAAAACUAAACCGCGAGGUUCUCUACAAGUUCUAUUCUCCAGAGUUGUCCCACUGGCCUGUUCCUGGGAAGGACCUCUUUACCCUUGAGGCCACAGCUUAUGCUCUUUUGGCUUUGGUCAGGAACAAGUCUUAUGACGAUGCCAGACCUGUUGUGAGAUGGUUCAACCAGCAGCAGUUUGUUGGUGGGGGUUAUGGAUCCACACAGGCUACAAUAAUUGUGUACCAGGCUGUUGCAGAGUACUGGACCAAAGCUCAAGAACCAGAAUAUGAACUGAAAGUGGAUGUCUUGUUGCCAGGCAGAUCAAAGCCUGAAAAAUAUAUCUUCAGCCAUAACAACAGCUAUGCUGCAGGAACCUCUAGAAUCAAUGACAUAAACAAAAAUGUAACAUUUAAGGCUACUGGAUCAGGAGAAGCUGUUGUCAAAAUGGUGUCCUUGUACUAUGCUCUGCCUGAAGAAAAGGAAAGUGACUGCCAGAAGUUUAAUCUGUCAGUGCGGCUGCUUCCAGAUGAGACUAUUGAAAACCAAAAGGUCUACAAGCUUCAGAUAAACGUUUUAUACAAGAACAGCAGUCGUAACGCCACCAUGUCCAUCAUAGACAUCGGUUUGCAGACAGGAUUCACUCCCAACCUGGGUGACCUAAAAGCUCUGUCUGGAGGACGAGCCCGCAUCAUUAGCAAGUUUGAAAUGAACACAGCUCUGUCGGAACGAGGCUCACUCAUCAUCUACCUGGAUAAGGUUUCUAACACCCGACCAGAGGAGAUCAGUUUCAGGGUCCAGCAGACCAUGGAGGUGGGCAUUCUUCAGCCAGCAGCAGUGUCUGUCUAUGAAUAUUAUGAGCAAACACCUUGUGUUAAGUUUUACCAUCCAGAGAGGGAGGGAGGACAGCUGAUGCAGCUCUGCAAGGAUGACGAGUGCUUAUGUGCAGAAGAGAACUGCAGCAUGCAGAAGAACGGUCGAAUAAGCAACGAUGAGCGAACAUCAAAAAUCUGUGAGAGCACAGAGAGCAGCAAGAUCGAGUAUGCGUACAAAGUUCUGGUGGAAGAGGCUGCCGAAAAACCGUCUAUAGACAUCUAUGCCAUACGGGUACUGGACUCCAUCAAAGAAGGAAGAGCAGAUGUUGGCCCCACGGGAAAACUGUUGCCAUUCCUAAGUUAUCCCUAUUGCAGGAAGGCCUUAAAUUUGCAGAAAGGUAAAACAUACCUGGUCAUGGGAUCAUCCAAAGACAUCCAAAGAGAUGAAAAAUACCAAAUAAAGCAGUACAUCCUUGGAGAGAGAACUUGGAUCGAGUAUUGGCCAACAGCAGACGAGUGUCAAGGGGAAGAACACAGAGCCACGUGUCUGGGCUUAGAAGAAAUGGUAGAACAGUACACAAUGUUUGCAUGUCAGCAAUAAAGACAAAACGUCCUGUUUCUUUUUCUUUUUCUGCUUAAGAAUGUAUGCAGAAUAAAAUGUGCCAACCUGG
Messenger RNA from Oryzias latipes (Japanese medaka), 4466 nucleotides. RefSeq names its product complement C3-like. Gene Ontology annotation, molecular function: endopeptidase inhibitor activity; protein binding. Gene Ontology annotation, cellular component: extracellular region. NCBI's taxonomy places the organism in Eukaryota, Metazoa, Chordata, Actinopteri, Beloniformes, Adrianichthyidae. The record is from RefSeq and is a predicted model, not a curated record.